Perognathus longimembris pacificus (Pacific pocket mouse) is the source of this 2327-nucleotide messenger RNA. RefSeq names its product taspase 1 (gene Tasp1). The record is from RefSeq and is a predicted model, not a curated record. Bases 110 to 1390 code for a protein of 426 amino acids. Gene Ontology annotation, molecular function: threonine-type endopeptidase activity. The transcript has 14 exons. Gene Ontology annotation, biological process: protein maturation. Lineage: Eukaryota; Metazoa; Chordata; Mammalia; Rodentia; Heteromyidae.
CUUCCGGUGCCGUGAGGGCUCGGGGCUGACGCGGGCUAAUUCCUUCCCUGAAAUUGCUGUUUGGGUAGAAGUAUGCCCUUUGCCUAAUAGAAGAUGAUCAUCUUGGAGAAUGACCAUGGAGAAGGGGAUGAAUUCAGGAGAAGGACUGCCUUCCAGAUCAUCUCAGCCUUCAGGUGUUAAAAUAACAGCAAAAGAGUUGGAAACAAAGCAGUCCUAUAAAGAGAAACGCGGAGGCUUUGUGCUAGUGCAUGCAGGUGCAGGUUAUCAUUCUGAAUCAAAAGCCAAGGAAUAUAAGCAUGUAUGCAAGCGAGCUUGUCAGAAGGCAAUUGAAAAGCUUCAGGCUGGUGCUCUUGCGACAGAUGCAGUAACUGCAGCUCUGGUGGAACUUGAGGAUUCUCCUUUUACAAAUGCAGGAAUGGGAUCUAAUUUAAAUCUCUUAGGGGAAAUUGAGUGUGAUGCCAGCAUUAUGGAUGGAAAAUCUUUAAAUUUUGGAGCAGUUGGAGCACUGAGUGGAAUCAAGAACCCAGUCUCUGUUGCAAACAGACUGUUGUGUGAAGGACAGAAGGGCAAGCUUUCGGCUGGAAGAAUUCCUCCCUGCUUUUUAGUUGGAGAAGGUGCCUACAGAUGGGCAGUGGAUCACGGGAUUCCCUCUUGCCCUCCUAACAUCAUGACCACCAGAUUCAGUUUAGCUGCAUUUAAAAGGAACAAGAGGAAACUAGAGCUGGCAGAAAGAGUGGAAACAGACUUCAUUCAACUGAAGAAAAGAAGACAAUCAAGUGAAAAGGAAAAUGAUGCAGGCACUUUGGACACGGUGGGUGCUGUUGUUGUGGACCAUGAAGGGAACGUUGCUGCUGCUGUCUCCAGUGGAGGCUUAGCCUUGAAACAUCCAGGGAGAGUGGGACAGGCUGCUCUUUAUGGAUGUGGCUGCUGGGCUGAGAAUACUGGAGCUCAUAAUCCCUACUCCACAGCUGUGAGUACCUCAGGAUGUGGAGAGCAUCUCGUGCGCACCAUACUUGCUAGAGAAUGUUCACAUGCUUUACAAGCUGAAGAUGCUCACCAAGCUCUGCUGGAAACUAUGCAAAACAAGUUUAUCAGUUCACCUUUCCUAGCCAGCGAAGAUGGAGUGCUUGGCGGAGUAAUUGUCCUCCGGUCAUGCAGAUGUUCUGCAGAGCCUGACUCCUCUCAGAAUAAACAGACACUUCUAGUGGAAUUUCUAUGGAGCCACACAACAGAGAGCAUGUGUGUUGGAUAUAUGUCAGCCCAGGAUGGGAAAGCCAAGACUCACAUUUCAAGACUCCCUCCUGGUGCGGUGGCAGGACAGUCGGUUGCAAUCGAAGGUGGGGUUUGCCGCCUGGAGAGCCCAGGGAACUACGCUUCAGGCUUACAGUGACAUAUCUGACAGCUGUUUCAGAUCCUGAGCCUUUGGAGUUUUUAACUGAAGUUGGAUGUUUUAUCUUUCUUGUUUUAUAAUUCCAGUCAACCUUGUGCAUCGCUUGGGACACAAGAGCUGCUAUAGUUAGCACUCAGUGAUACUCGGGCCUUAGGCAGGUGAGCAGAAAUAGGGGGAGGGGGAAUGCGAGUACGAGUGUAUGUCUGUCUAUAAUGUGUGCUUACUUCUCCCUUGACAAAGAAGAAUCUCAUUGUGUAGCUUAAGACUGGGAAUGAUCAAAUCAUCUUUACCGAAAUGUGUGCUUUAACUGUUUACAAGUAAAACCUAAAGUCACAGGAGUUUUUUUAAAAUUAUUUAUAAAGAGGUACCAACUGUCAUUAAUAUUGUGUCUGAAUUGAAGAGUAAAGCUAUGUGUUGAAAUGACUUGACAGUGCUAGUGCUCCGUUUAAUAGCAGUAAUAAGUAAUAAAGUGUUUUUAUUUGUCAGCCAGUUUAAGUGGACCCUGUGUUGACUUAAGCUAUGUUCCCAUCCCUCAAAUGGGGCAUUUUUCUUUAACAAAGAAUGGUUUCAGUGAAACAAUCUAGCAGAGAAUUAAAGUCAGAACUUUUUAAAAUAAUAGUCUUAUUGAUAAAGUUUGUACUUCCCUCAGCUUUUCUAAGCUUAAAUAUUGCAUAGCUUCGAGCUACAUGGACUAUAUUAUGAAAGAAUGUGUAAAGAGAACAGACGGUAAUGCACAGUCCUUAAUUUGUGUAUAAUGGAAUGUUAUUUACAAUGUAACACUGUAAAUAAGAAAGCAAAGUUUAUGGCAAAUUCAUAUUAUCUUUGUUUCUUGUUUAAAUAUAUUUUUAAGAUAAAUGCACAAAAAAUAAAAGAAACAUAUUACUGGGUAUAGUGUGUGACUCCUCUUCUCAGAGUAAUAAAUUAUCUUUGAACCCUA